GUGAAUGGCACAAGUGGUGAGCCGAGGUGAAGUGUGUCGGGAUAGUGAUUCACUGAGAUUUAUAUUUUAGUGUUUACAGUGAAUGGAUAAAGGACAUAGAAUAUUAACAGCGCCAGUGUACCGAGUUUUUACGAAAUAUAGUGUUUUAUAUUAGUGUAAUACGACCGACAGUGAAAACUAAUUUGUGGAUAUUAGUGGAAUGAUAAAAAGGCUGAGUAUUUUCAACAUCAAGGUGAAGAAUACCCACAAGCCUUAAUAACUGUGGUACUCAGGUGUCUCAGGUGUCAUCAUAAAGACUGAGUGACCGCGGGCGUUAUGUACAGUUCGGUAUUAAGGUGAGAAAUUAACCUUUAUAUUCCUCGACAGUUAAGUUAUUUUGUGUCGUAGUCGGUGUCAAGGUGUUGGGAGUGGUGACCCGGACCCCUUUUUCUCAGUGGCGUCCCUCAAUAAAAUGUGACAGAUGGGGAAGACGGACGCGGUGCAGGACGACUUGGCCACCUGCAUAUUCAUCAAGUCCCUGAGACACCACCACUCCAGCCCCGUCUGUCACGACACCAGCAGACACUCCAACAUGUGUGAGUGUCACCGUCGGUACCGCAACUCCUCCUCCGCUUCGUCCUCCUCCUCCACCAGUACCCCGAACCUGGCCUCGUCUAAGAGCACCACCAAUGGCUUCAACAACAACCACAACAAGCAGGCCCUCAAGGAGAAGCUCAUGGCCAGCGACAAGAACGCCAAGAACUUCAGCUUAUCCUCCAACAGAUACAAGAAUUACAAAGGUUCGCCUAAGUGGAAGAUGGACGGACGGAGGAAAUCGACGUCGACGGAAUCAGUUGCCUCGUCCAGGUCUGAGAAGUCUGAUAAGGAGAAGGAGACCGAGCAGGAGUAUGAUCAGGUGUAA
Molecule: messenger RNA, 901 nt
Organism: Homarus americanus (American lobster)
Lineage: Eukaryota; Metazoa; Arthropoda; Malacostraca; Decapoda; Nephropidae
Product: vitellogenin-1-like
Exons: 4
Coding region: 461-901 (146 amino acids)
Source: RefSeq, a predicted model, not a curated record